GGGCGUGUCUAUCCGCGGUGCCCGCUCUCUAUGGUACCCGCGGCCCGUCACGGCUCCCAGUCUCCUCAGCGGCGGCUCGUGCUGGUGUCGGCGGCGGCCGCGGGAGGGGGCGCGGUGGCCGGGCCGGGGUCGAGGUCUGGGUCUGCCCAGCCUCCCUCUCUCCCCGCGCGGCUAUGGAGCUGGAGGUGCCGGACGAGGCGGAGAGCGCCGCCGCUACCGGCGCCGGAGCCAUCACUCCCGAGGCUGGACCGGACGCGGCAGGAGGUCUGGCACCAAAGAAGACAGCUGUUACUGAGGGCCCAUCAUUAUCAGGACAGCUUGGGGCUGGCCAAGGGAAGAAGAUAGGUCAUCGUGGAGUUGAUGCUUCUGGCGAAACCACCUACAAAAAGACUACUUCAUCCACUCUGAAAGGGGCCAUCCAGCUAGGAAUUGGAUACACAGUGGGGAACCUGAGCUCCAAGCCUGAAAGAGAUGUUCUGAUGCAAGAUUUUUAUGUGGUGGAGAGUAUUUUCUUCCCCAGCGAAGGAAGUAACCUUACUCCAGCUCAUCAUUACCCUGACUUCAGGUUCAAAACCUAUGCACCUGUGGCUUUUCGGUACUUCCGAGAGCUAUUUGGCAUUCGUCCAGACGAUUAUUUGUAUUCAUUAUGUAACGAGCCCCUGAUUGAGCUAUCAAACCCUGGUGCCAGUGGCUCGCUCUUCUAUGUCACAAGCGAUGAUGAGUUCAUCAUAAAAACUGUGAUGCACAAGGAAGCGGAAUUCUUGCAGAAGCUUCUUCCUGGUUACUACAUGAACCUGAACCAGAAUCCACGGACCCUGCUGCCAAAGUUCUAUGGACUGUACUGUGUUCAGUCAGGGGGGAAGAACAUUCGGGUAGCAGUGAUGAACAACAUCCUGCCCCGAGUAGUGAAAAUGCACCUAAAAUUUGACCUGAAAGGUUCUACCUACAAACGCCGGGCAUCCAAGAAGGAGAAAGAGAAGUCCAGCCCCACAUACAAAGACCUGGACUUCAUACAGGACAUGCCUGAGGGGCUAAUGCUGGAUGCAGACACCUUCAGUGCACUGGUGAAAACACUGCAGCGAGACUGUCUGGUGUUGGAAAGUUUUAAAAUCAUGGACUACAGCCUGCUGCUCGGUGUGCAUAACAUAGACCAGCAAGAACGGGAGCGGCAAUCUGAGGGAGCCCAGAGCACGUCUGAUGAGAAACGUCCUGUUGGGCAGAAGGCACUUUACUCCACCGCCAUGGAGUCCAUCCAGGGUGGGGCUGCCCGGGGGGAGUCCAUAGAUACAGAUGACACAAUGGGAGGAAUCCCAGCUGUGAAUGGCAAAGGAGAGCGCCUUCUGCUGCAUGUAGGAAUAAUAGAUAUCCUUCAGUCAUACAGGUUCAUCAAGAAGCUAGAACACACCUGGAAGGCCCUUGUCCAUGAUGGGGACACCGUAUCAGUACACAGACCCAGCUUUUAUGCAGAGAGAUUUUUCAAAUUCAUGACCAACACAGUGUUUCGAAAGAAUUCCUCUCUAAAAUCAUCCCCGUCUAAGAAAGGACGUAGUGCCUUGUUAGCUGUCAGGACACCUGGUCCAACAGCUGCAUUUUCAGCUAGCCAGCUCCCCUCGGAAAAGGAUGACGCCCAGUAUGAUCUACGUGCUGCCAGAAGUUACCCUACUCUAGAUGAUGAAGGCAGGCCAGACCUGCUUCCCUGCACUCCUCCUUCAUUUGAAGAAGCUACCACAGCCUCCAUAGCAACAACGCUCUCUUCAACUUCUCUCUCUGUUCCUGAGCGGUCUCCCUCUGAGACCUCUGACCAGCCCAGGUACAGGAGGCGCACGCACUCCUCAGGGCAGGAUGGCAGGUCACAUGAGGAAGAUCGGGUUGAAGAAGAGCUCCAGCAGAUAAAUGUAGAGCUAGAGACAAAGUGUGACGUUGAGAUUGUGGCUCCAGAAGAAGAUAAAGGGGAGGCAGCUUCUUUAGCCUGUGCCAUUGUAACAUCCACGGCUACAAUAGAGGUGGAAACGGCCAGUCAGGCCUCAGAACCAGCCAGCCAGGCUUCGGAUGAAGAUGAUGUGCCAGUCACAGACAUAUACUUUUAAUCACUAUGCAGACACUGAAGACUCAGAGACCAGCGUUUCCCUCUGCAGGUUGAUGUGUUCCCUUUUCGUUGAUGCAGCCGUUCCAGUGGGAUGGGGAAGAGCUUGCUGACACCAGUAUUGCUGCACUGCAGGAUCCCUGGCACUGCAUUUCAGAAUGGAGCGCAACUCUAAACAUGUAUUUAUAUCUAUCCAAGAUGUGGACAGCAAAGAAACCUCCUGCUCAGGGCUCCCGAAGGAGACUUUCAGCUGGGUGGUGAGAAUCCUGGGUAGUAACAAAGUGUUUCCAAACGUGCACUACUGUAGCUACCUACCUGUGUGUGAUACUGUGAACCUUUUUAAUUUUGUAAUCAUGUAUUUAUUUUAUCUUUGCACAGACACAGCACAAACGUGCUUUUUUAAAAGUUUAGUUUACUGCACUUUUUUUGGUUGUCAUAUUUAUGUGCUUCAUAAACGGUGUGAAACCUCACUGGAGGUGGCAAGAGGGCAGAUCUUCACUGGGGAGGGCACAACAGGAAUAGCUCCAUGACUGAGGCAGCAGUGUGGUCUAACCCCAGACAGCAGGACUGAGAAUCAAGGGGGCCAGAGUCCUACCCAGACUCUCGCUGAUUUGUUGUGUGACCUAGGUAAGUCACUUAACCACUCUGUGCCUCAGUUUCCCCGUGUAUGAAUGGGAAUAAUAUCCACUUUAAUUAAAGCACUUAGACCCUUGGAUGAAAGGUGCUAUAUAAAUGCAGUGUAUUUAAAUGCUAUUGAGUAGAAUUGUUCCUAUACUAAAGCACUCCAAACUAGACAUGCUAUUUUUAUCUCAAUUUUUGAAGCAGUUAGUGAUGGCUACAGUUAAUUUGUAAAUCUGUAUGGAAAGCAAAGAAAUGUGGCACUAGUGAGGUGGUCACCUUGGCUGUCCUCUGACAGGGAUGCUGCUUUCACCAUAUGCUCUGUUGGGCUGGAGAUCCAUCCUACCCUUCAUACUUGGUCUGCUCUCUCCUCUUAUCAGCUGACAUACGGAUGUUCCCAACAGACUGCUGUCCAUGCAGGUUGGUGAGUGGGCAUGGAAAGAUGAGAACUGUGCACGUCUCCACAGACUUUCUGCCUCAAAAAGAGUUCCAAAGCCCCCUUCACCCACUUCUGGUGUAAUAUGUGCUGCAUUCUACUGAAAUCACUUAGCACUUGGCAUAUUCAUAGCUGUAUCUUUUGAUGGGUAAGCAAAAGGGCACAGAACACGAGGUUAACAGGUGUCUGCCCCUUCCAUUCUCCUCUCCUGCCCCUCUGCCCCCCCAUGCCCCAAACAGGCUGGUGAAGGAGACGUGCAUGCACGCACAUACACCCUGCAUGUUAAAGGCAGUAUCAGAAGCCCAGUUGUUGGCUCCUGUCUGUGCUGGGGAGUAUGACACAUGCUACUGUACAUGCAGUCAUGGAGAGCCAGAUGGGGAAUAUAGCACCUGGGCCUCUGCUGUUGACAGCUUGUUCUUUUGAGGCCUGCAAGCUUUGGAUGAGACAGACAAAAUGUGGCUUUGCUUUGCCAUGAAAUAGCAUGAAGCAGUGUUCUGCUUAAGCUCAUCCUUGUGGUAGCAGGAUGCAAUAAUGUUGGGUCCAGACUUCUCUAGCAAUCCUAUCUAGCAAUGGAAGCUUAGAAACAGAGGGUUGGAUCUUGCUUGUGCCCUCCAUUUUGUUUGGUGGAAAGAGGAUUAAGGGUUGCUUUUUAACGCUGUUCUCUAGCUUCCCCACAAAAGCAGUGGGUUGGGGAGGGGAGGAGGAAAGACCCCAAUCUGGAGGUUUUAGAUGCAAAGAGCUGAUGAGUUAGUAUCACAGUCUGUCCGGUUUGUGAAGGACAUCAGCACUCAGGGCUGUCUUUAAAUUCAGGUUCCAGAAAGCAGGUUGGCUGGGUAGGAGCAUUAGAAGCUUUCCCCAAGCGGGUACCAAAGUGCUUAGGGUCUUCAUCAAAUGAUUUUUUUAUCUUCCUGCUAUUAAAAGAUAUAGAGCCCAAAUUUCUUAUCCUUCCCACACAGAGACUGAAGACUUGUUAAGUGUGUAGUGCUCCAGGGCAAGGCAGGCUUCUCAGAGCUGGUUAUUGUUUGAUGUCUUGUAUUUAUUAAUUUAGAAUAUUCUUUUUUAAUGCUUUUUUGUUGUUGUUCAAGGAAACACUCUUCUCUUAAUAGCAGCCCUUAAAAUAUGCUGCCAUUACAUGUACCAUUCAGGUAGCAAAUCACAUUGCUCCAUUACGGCCCUUUCUCUGACAAGUUCACAAAGGCUUUAUCAGUCAGUCAGUCCUGUCUCACAUUAAGCACUGUUUUACUAUUUGAACUCUCCCAUUUGUCGGUGGUAUUUUUGUAGGGCUCAGUACAGGCUCGCCUGGUGGCCAACUCUCCAAAGGAGUUUGGGGAGGGGUUUUGGGGAAGUGUGCAAUAUAUGUCGAUUUAACGUACCUUGGAGUGCUGAAGACGAGAUUGGAAAAAUCAGGCUAGAAGUUUAACCUGGUUUUGAAAAGUGCUGAGCAGCCACAAUUCCACGCAAGGUUAACAGGAGCUCUGACGGCCCAGAUCCUUCUUUCUCAUAUUAAAGAAAUUACCCUUGAGGAGUAACUUUGAAGACAGGCCAGGACCACCUCUGAAUAGCAUUCCAGAACUUGAAAGAUAAUGUGCCUUCCCUUUGGUUAAUCAGAUUUUUAGCAUCAGUAGAUCUUUUAAAGAAUAGACUGAGUAAAGUUUGGCACCUCUGAUUGCCCAAGGCUCAAGAGCAAGACUUUAUUCCUGGAGAUGCACAGACUAUUAAUCUGUGUAUCUCCAGCAAAAAACAAUAACUCUACCAACCCCCUCGCUCCAAAACACCAACAAAAAUGCAACAAUCUUUUCCCCAGUGCAGGCAGAAGGCAGGGAGAAGUUGGUCAGUCAUAGAAAUCAUGUUGUCCUGUUCAAUCCUUCACUCAAAAGCAUUGCACGAUCAUGUGUAUUGUACAGUUGUGUCCACAACAAGUUGCCCUAGCUGAACUCCCACUUCCAUUACUGGAGAGGCUCCCUGUGCAGUGUGAAAGAUUGAAACUCUCCUUUUCCAUCUUUUGGACUAGAGUAUUUCCACCCUGUGUGGACUUCAGGAUGGCAGCUUUGUGCAGUUUACUAAUCCAGUAAGUGGCUUUUCUUAAGGGCUCUCUAUUUCUUUCUUUGAGGCUCCCUUGCAUCAGAGGGGUGUUUGUUCCAACCUAUUUGUUCACUACCUUGAAACGGAGCUUUGUCUAUCUCUGUUGGUCCUCUGAAUUCUCUUAAAGAAGCCCAGCUACCUUUAUGUAGUUCUGUUUAGGAUUUUCUUUAAUUUACAGCUCUGCAGCUGAUGGUUUGUUUAUACAGCUUCACCUGUGUAAAGGUCUAGAUUGCUUGAUAUCUGCCAGAGAAGGCAGCUUCUUCAUGUCUCCUUGAAAUAUUAAAUAAACACCCCAACUGCAAUCCAGUGAGUCUAGACUUCAAAGCAGCUUUGUUCAUCACUGCUGUCCAUCAUCUCCAACCCUUCAUCUUGUAUCUCUCAGCCCUGCUUAAAGAGCCUGGUGUGGGGGCAGGGGCGUAGGGGGUAUUGCCUUCUGGUAAGAUUAUUUCUGAAGACUGAGGUACAGGAUUAUGAAGGGAACAUGUCAUGUUAGACUCCAGGGGCCUGGAGCCAGGCAGUGAAGUGCGAUUCUGACUCUACAGAGAAAUGCCGACUGUGAACUCGCAAGGUGCAGGUCCGUGGAGUGGCCUGUGAUCUUGGAAUCUGGACUUGUUACUUGGCAGAAAUGAACACUAGGAGUUAUUCGGUCACAAAUGAUCUGAACUUUUCUAAUUGAGAUCACUACUAAGGGAAUCCUCAGUUUGAAUGACAAGAUGAACCAAUUAAACCCAGAGUGGGCUAUUUCGCAGCUGGGAGUUGUACCAGGCAAGCCCACCUGUCUCCAGAGGUGACCACAGCAACUUCUUUUACACAGCAGAAUCCAGCUGUGGGCACUUCAUCGUUUAAAAAAAACCCAACUGCAAACACUGCUGCUCCAGAGGGACUUUGUCCAAGUCUUUGAAAUGAAAGCCCCAAGAGUCUGGUGAAAGAACGUGGUAUCCUCAGCUGUAUCCUCUACUGCAGCUAACUCUUCAGCACUCUGAUAUUUGGGUUGUCUUUCCCCCUGUCCAGUAGCAUCUAGCUAAGCAAGCUGAAAUUGCACUUUUGGAGGCCUUCCUUGAAGCCACAAAAAGAUGAAGAAUCUUGGCACUGAAGCUGGCAUGGCUGUGGUACGUGGCAGGGGCACCUGUGCUGACAAGAGCUCCCUGCUUGCAUUGUCCCACUCCUCCUCAGACAGUUGGCCCCUGAAACAUUGCUCUGUCCACUCCUCCAAGUAGCUAGAACCAGCCAUAGUAUUUGUUUCUUCACACUCCCACUCAGCAUCACUGCCCUGUUUAUAAACAGAAAGGCAAAUGAGAUAGCUCAGGCUUAUUGGAUCAUGUCUGAUUUCUUUGAAGUCUACAUUAGACCCAAGUAUAUUGUUAUAUCUGAUGUUCAUAUUACAAGGUCAUUUUUUAUGUAUGCUCCGUAUGUGUGCAUCAUGUAAAGAAUGUAUGUAAGUAGGGUAUUUUGGGGAGGUGGGGGGGUUCUUUGGUGGAAAAUAUGAUGAGUCCAUGGAUAUUGUCAUGUUUUUAUUUUUCUGUUUGUUUUCUAAGUCAUGAAUGCUUUUUUGGAAAUCUUUUAUCAGAGAACUGUAAAUCAAUGCUAAUUGUUCCUAGGCUAUGUGAUAAAUCAUAUUGUAGUCUUUGAUGUAAACCCAAGAGGCAAACAAACUAUUUAUAAUGUCUAGUGAAUUAAUUGCCUUACCCAAAACCCAAUGGGAACGGUUCCUAAAAUAUUUUUCCCAUUUUAGUGUAAAAAAAAAAAAUAAAAACAAAAAAAAUCCUGUAAAUACUCUAAGCGUGAGAUUGCACCCUGUUUUGUCUAUGAUGGCUGCUAUUGCUAAGAAAGUGGAUACUAUUUGAACUAUUGUACUGUAUUAAAACAAAGGCAUUUUGUGAGACAGUUUAGAUGCAAUGUUCUCCUCUUGGAAUCUUGAACUUAGCUCAAAUGCAAUACUCUUGUCAAUCGUGGAGUCCUCUCAUCAAACUGUUGGUGAUUUUUGUUUCCUAGACUCCAUAAUCUGUGCUCAUUCUUGAUUUCUCUCUCUUUCCUUCCCUCUGUAUAUGAAAUUUCUCUGACUUCUAGUUUUGUUUAGACUGGAGUUAAUUGGCCGUUGACAUGAACUAGCUAAUGUCUGUAAGUACUCCCAAGUGUUUGUUUCCUGGAAUGAAAACUUGGACUGUGACCACUGACCUUUGCAAGCAUGUAGUCUAACUCCAGCAAACCAAUUUCCAGUUAACGCAAGUUAAAUGCUGGACAAAACCCUUUCUUUUUUUGUUUUUAAAUGGUAUCAAGUCAUAUUUCUGUUCUGUUUUACUCUGUGAUUUAUGAAACUGUGUAUGUCCCUUAACUCUUUAGGAGGCUUCCACUAGACACUUUUUUUCUGAUACUUUGACAAUCUCUAAGCUUGGGUUCCUUUUUUAGAGGGGACUGCACCUCUGAAUCCAGAGCUGUGGAAUUUCUGUAUAAACCAUACAACUACUGCUGACACGAACUAAUGACACUUGUAUGCAACAUCCUCAUUUCUGCUUCCCCUUCUGCCCUUCCCUUUAUUUUUUGGAAAGGAUCUCUAAUAAAUAGGUUAUUAAUGCA
Messenger RNA from Alligator mississippiensis (American alligator), 7793 nucleotides. RefSeq names its product phosphatidylinositol-4-phosphate 5-kinase type 1 gamma (gene PIP5K1C). The record is from RefSeq and is a predicted model, not a curated record. The coding region runs from base 174 to 2087 and encodes 637 amino acids. NCBI's taxonomy places the organism in Eukaryota, Metazoa, Chordata, Crocodylia, Alligatoridae. Gene Ontology annotation, biological process: phosphatidylinositol metabolic process. Gene Ontology annotation, molecular function: phosphatidylinositol kinase activity. The transcript is spliced from 17 exons.